Ascochyta rabiei is the source of this 2721-nucleotide messenger RNA. Its product is annotated as Ribonucleoside-diphosphate reductase. The record is from RefSeq and is a predicted model, not a curated record. Gene Ontology annotation, molecular function: ribonucleoside-diphosphate reductase activity, thioredoxin disulfide as acceptor; ATP binding. Gene Ontology annotation, biological process: deoxyribonucleotide biosynthetic process; DNA replication. NCBI's taxonomy places the organism in Eukaryota, Fungi, Ascomycota, Dothideomycetes, Pleosporales, Didymellaceae. The coding region runs from base 1 to 2721 and encodes 906 amino acids. Gene Ontology annotation, cellular component: ribonucleoside-diphosphate reductase complex. The transcript is spliced from 3 exons.
AUGUUUGUCUUCAAGCGAGAUGGACGCAAAGAACGCGUGCAGUUCGACAAGAUCACAGCUCGCGUCUCGAGGCUGUGCUACGGGCUUGAUCCUGACCAUGUCGACCCUGCUGCCAUCACAAUGAAGGUCAUCUCCGGCGUGUACCAGGGCGUGAACACAGUCCAGCUCGACGACUUGGCCGCCGAGACAGCAGCAUACAUGACCACCACACAUCCCGACUACGCCAUCCUUGCCGCGCGUAUCGCCGUCUCCAACCUCCACAAGCAGACAAAGAAGCAGUUCUCUGCCGUCGUCCACGACCUUUACACAUAUAUCAAUCCCAAGAACGGCAAGAGCCAGCCCAUGAUCUCGGACAGAGUCUACAAGAUCAUCCAGGACCAUGCCGAUGAGCUCAACAGCGCCAUCGUCUACGACCGUGACUUUAACUACCAGUUCUUCGGCUUCAAGACACUGGAGCGCUCAUAUCUCCUCCGCAUCAACGGAAAAGUUGCCGAACGCCCACAGCACAUGCUCAUGCGCGUCGCUGUUGGUAUCCACAUGGAGGACAUUGAGAAGGCCAUCGAGACAUACGACUACAUGUCGCAAAAGUACUUCACACACGCGUCGCCGACGCUCUUCAACGCGGGCACACCAUCCCCACAAAUGUCAUCUUGCUUCCUCAUCGACAUGAAGGAAGACAGCAUUGACGGUAUCUACGACACAUUGAAGACUUGUGCGUUGAUCUCCAAGACUGCUGGCGGUAUUGGUCUCAAUGUGCACCGCAUUCGUGCCACUGGCUCCUAUAUCGGAGGAACCAAUGGAACAUCGAACGGUCUCAUCCCUAUGCUUCGUGUCUACAACAACACCGCCCGCUACGUCGACCAGGGUGGCAACAAGCGCCCUGGUGCGUUCGCCAUCUACCUCGAGCCAUGGCACGCUGACGUCUUCGGCUUCCUCGACUUGAGGAAGAACCACGGCAAGGAGGAGGUUCGUGCUCGCGACUUGUUCUAUGCCCUGUGGAUCCCCGAUCUUUUCAUGCAGCGUGUCCAGGAGAAUGGCGAGUGGACGCUUAUGUGCCCCAACGAGUGCCCAGGUCUUGCUGACGUCUACGGCGACGAGUUCGUUGCCCUGUACGAGAAGUAUGAGAGAGAGAAUAAGGGUCGCGAGACCGUCCGUGCCCAAAAGCUCUGGUAUGCCAUCCUCGAGGCUCAGACCGAGACUGGCAACCCCUUCAUGCUUUACAAGGAUGCCGCCAACAGGAAGAGCAACCAGAAGAACCUCGGUACCAUUCGCAGCUCCAACCUGUGCACUGAGAUCAUCGAAUACACAGCGCCAGAUGAGGUUGCCGUUUGCAACUUGGCUUCCGUUGCUCUGCCAUCGUUUGUUGACUACAAGCGGGGUGUGUUCGACUUCAAGAAGCUCCACGAGGUCGUGCAGGUCUGUACCCGCAACCUCAACAAGAUCAUUGAGGUCAAUCACUACCCUGUCGAGGAGGCACGCCGUAGCAACUUCCGUCACAGGCCUAUCGGUCUGGGUGUACAAGGUCUUGCCGAUGCUUUCCUUGCUCUUCGUUUGCCUUUCGAGUCUCCCGAGGCCAAGAAGCUCAACACCCAGAUCUUCGAGACCAUCUACCACGCUGCCUUGACCUCUUCCUGCGACAUCGCCAAGGAGCUUGGCCCUUACACCACGUACGAAGGCUCGCCCAUUUCUCAGGGUCAGCUCCAGUAUGACAUGUGGGGUGUCACUCCUACCGACCUCUGGGAUUGGGCUUCGCUGAAGGAGAAGAUCGCACAGCAUGGUGUCCGCAACUCUCUGCUCGUUGCACCUAUGCCCACUGCCUCCACUUCCCAGAUCCUCGGCAACAACGAGUGCUUCGAGCCAUACACAUCAAACAUCUACUCUCGUCGUGUGCUCGCUGGUGAGUUCCAGGUUGUCAACCCCUGGUUGCUCAAGGAUCUUGUCGACAUGGGUCUUUGGACCGAGAACAUGAAGAACCGCAUCAUCGCCGACGGUGGUUCUAUCCAGCGCAUCCCCAACAUCCCUGAUGAGAUCAAGACCUUAUACAAGACUGUCUGGGAAAUCUCGCAGCGUACCAUCAUUCAGAUGGCCGCUGACCGUGGUGCCUUCAUUGACCAGUCUCAGUCACUGAACAUCCACAUGAAGGAGCCUACCAUGGGCAAGAUCACCUCCAUGCACUUCGCCGGAUGGAAGCUUGGUCUCAAGACCGGCAUGUACUAUCUCCGAACCAUGGCUGCUUCGGCCCCCAUUCAGUUCACCGUCGACCAAGAGGCUCUCAAGGUUGAGGACACCAACAUCGCUCGUGCCCUCCCAUCGAAGAGACGCCAGCCAGGCUUCCAGCAGGCUGGUGUCGGCUCGCCGUCUCCCACCCCGGCUCCAAGACCUAUGUACGCCACCAAGACCCCCAAUGGUGUCUCAGAAGCCGUGAACGGUGUACCAACACCAUCAGCCACCCCACCACCUGCUGCUGAGAACAGACUCCCACCCGUGGAGAACGCCCUGGCCAGUAAGCCCUUCAAGGCCGAUGUUGAGGAAGGCGACAGCCCCAGGCUUGUCGCUGCCGACUCCACCAGCAAACCUGUUGAAGAGGACUCUUCGUCCAAAGACAAGCAAGCUGAAGAUGCAGAUGACGACAGCAAAGAGCGGGAUGGUGACAUAUAUGCCGAAGCUGCUCUUGCCUGCUCGAUAGAGAACCCUGAGUCCUGCCUCAUGUGCUCUGGUUAG